UCAAUUUGUUUAUAAAAAAUGUCGAACUGCUGUCCGAAUUGUUUAUGUGACUCUUAAAAUUAUUUGACUCUUUACAAAAACUCCUCGUUCUCAAAGGAAAAAGAACGAAAUGAAGAGGUGUUGUUCCAUCGUGCUCUUCACAUUAAUGGCUAUUUUUGAGGUCAAGGCUAAGUCGUUAGUUUUUAACAAAUACGGCACAAGUCCUUAUUACGGCGCCAGGAGACCAUCUUACGACAUGGAUUUUGAUGAGAUGCAAGAUCAAAGUUCUGACGUUUUCGGUUAUAAAAGAUCCAUCGAUGGAGGUAUCCAUCCGUUUAAAAGAAGCAUUUUUGGAAGUACACGAAAAAGAAGUCCUUAUGGUUUAGUUUAUAAUCAAGGAAAACCGAUUGGAAUUCUUGAGCCAAUUGGUCAAGCGUUUGAAUACGCUUCUUAUCCAGCCCCUCGAGAUGUUAACCUAAGAAAUACAGGUUUUAAGUCGCAAUGGUAUCCAACAAAAAGGGAGUCAACGGACUUGGAGAUGGAUGAUUUGGAGCGAGCCGACGACGAGCUGGGGGCGUUACACAGCAGCAAUUACGCGAACGUACUGGCCAAGUUCAAAGUCAACAACAAAGUCAAACAUCGGCCUUACCGUGAUUUUCUAUGUGCACAACAGGUUAAAAGAAACGCGUUCUCCGAAGACGUAGCUGAAGAUGGAAACCAAGAUCAUCAGUUCGAUCCUGCAGCGUUGAUUUCAUCCGUGGUUUCUUCGUCGUCCUUCAGCAAUCCCACAUCUUCGUUACUGGAAGAGACUUCAUCGGAUUUGGCAAACAAAAAGCGGGAAGGAGAUGAAUUGAAGAAACGGGGAGCUUUGAAUUUGGGCGAUUUAACGAGCGAUCAAAAGCAAGACGAAGAACAAGUUGUAAAAAUCGAUUCCGGAUUAAAAUCUUCAUCGAAAGUUAAACGAAAAGCCGAGGAGAAGAUUGGUGAUGUUGAUGAUAAUCUAAAAGAGGUAAUGGACGAUUUGAAUUUUAUAGAAAAGGAUGGUUCCGAGCAGCAAAAAGAUGAAAAGAUUGCUAUGAAAAAGAGAGAGAUCUAUUUUGAAGAUGAGGACCUUGAGAAUGGUCUCAAUAAGAUCGGGUUAACCAAAGAAUCUCACUUUGACAGAAAUAAAAAGGAAGAUACUCCUCUUAAAACGAAAAUCGUUACCAAAUCAUUAAAAAACAUCAAAAAGACCAAAGUUGAAAAAAGCAUUCAUAGAAAAGGUAAAAAGAAAGCUAGAAAGGAUUCUGAUGAGCCCAAACAAAGAAUUGUAAAAAGUCCUAAGCGUCUCAAAGGAAACAAUUACAACAAUAACCGUGGUUCAAAAAUAAAUAAAAUCGCAAAUUAUCAAUCUGCUGGCGAAGAAUACCUCCGAAAGAAACGACAAACUGCUAAAGACGAAAAAGCUGAGAGAGGCGAUUCUGAAAUUAUGAAAGGAUUAGAAGAAGCCUCUGGUGAUUUAACAGUAAGCGGGAAUAAAUCGCCUCUUGUAGCUGUAAGUAACGAUGAAAUUGAAAAGAAGAGUCAAGAAAAACGCGAUAAAGAAGAACUGGAGUACGAAAAAAGGCUCGAGAGGAACAUCGAGGAAAAAAUUAACGCUAUCAAAGAAGAAGUUAAAAGGGAAAUUUCCCGUUUGCAAUCUGACGAUGAAGAUGUUGAUGACCCACAAAGGAAAAAAAGAGAGAUAACAAAUAACUUGAUGGAAUGUGAAAGUAGUAUCCUUGAUCCAGGAGAAAACAUCGAAGAAGAUCUUGAACCACACAUUCGAAAGAGAAGAGGAACCGAAAUAAACAAUAACAAAAAUAAAAUGCAUCCGGUUGAAUCGGAAGAGGAAAAGACCCCGAAAGAAUUGGAAGAAAAUUCUGCUAUAAAUAGUAACGAAGAAAUAAAAUCGAAUUCAGAAGAAUCGAUGAUAAAUAAUCGACAAGAAGUUGCAAAUGAUGAAGCAGAAUCUAAAGAAAAAUCUUUAAUUAAAAGAGCUUCAAAAUCAGUACCCGAACUAAAAGAGGAAAAGGAAGAAGAAGAAGACAAAGAAAGUAGUGAUGAAGAUGAUGAGACAGAACGGGAAACAUCAAUGAUUAAGCGAAACCAAAAGAAAGAAAGAGAAAAAGAAAGAAAAAAAAUCGCAAAAGAAGACAUGGAAGAAAACGAAGAAGAUAAAAACGUUGAUAAAAGAGACGCUGAGGUUCAAGUAACCGAAAAAAUAGAGAAUAACGGAGAAGAAGAUGCUUCAACCGAAAAUAUUAAUAAAAGAAACGAUAUUGACGUUAGCGCCAAAGAACAAACAGAAAUCAACGCGGUAAUAGCAGAUGCAAACACGAUCGUGAAAAGAAACGAAGAAGAACAAACAACGAAUAAAUUUAUUAUACCCAGAGCAGGUAUCGAAUCCACCUAUGAGGAGGAAGAAGAAAAUCGACAAGAACGAAGCGUAAAAGAAAAAGAUGUUAAAAAUUUUAAUAACCAAAAAGAAUCCAAAGGAAAAGAAGAAAAUUUAAUAAAAAAUACCGAUAAUAUCUCAAAACGCGAUCAAAGAUCUCCCGAUGAAUCAAGUAGCAAACCAAUAACACACAAAGAAAUCAAAGAAAAACGACAAAAAAGAAGUACAAAUGAAGCAAAAGAAACGAUUCCAGAAUUGGAGAAACCAGCAGCUUCGAAAUCGGUUAUUUUAAACGAACAAGAAUUGGGUAAAGAAAACCAAGUUGAGGAAAGAAGUGCUGCGGAAACCGAAGAGACAAAAGAAUUACCAAUAAAUAAUCAAGAAAAAUCAAAUCUUAACCAAGAUUCAUCUCAAACCGAUAAAGAAGAAAUCAAAGAAGAAAGUAACGAAGUGAAUCAAAACGUUAAAAAACUCGCCGAGGAAGAUGAAACAUCAUAUUUAGAAUCGAAAGAAAAACAAAAUGAUAAUUCCGAUGUUAAACGAAAACGAAGAUCUUUAUAUAACGAAAUGUUAAAGCGGUCUUCUCGAAGAAAACGUGAUGGUUCUUGGAGUGAUUCGGAUUCGGUCGGAUAUAGAGCGGAGGAUGGUGAAAUUGAUGAAGAGGACGAUGAAAUGCAAGAUGAUGGUUUUGAUGAUCAAACAUCUAAUUUAGUAAAUAAAAGAAACGAAUACGAAGACGUAGACGGUCCGGAUUAUCCAACAUAUAUGGAAAGAAAUAAGAGAAACGCCCUUAGACUUUACGACGAUGAAGUUGGGGAAGAUGAAUCGUUUGAUAAUUUUUUGUUUUAUCCGAAGAAAUAUUCUCGAGUAAAGCGAUACGACAAUUUAGGUGAUAAUGUAGUUAGAACGCGUAAUAAACGACGUAAAAGACGCGAGGAGGAACUUACGGGCCGGUUAAGAGGCGAUGCCGUUGAAAAGAAUGAUAUUACGGAAUUAUCCGAAGCGGAUAUAUUCGGAGGACUUCCGCAAAGUUAUGAAGGUGAAUUAUCGCGGUUUAAAAGAGUGAAGCGAUCGAGGGAUACAGAAAAAUAAGUUAGAAAAAAACUAAAAUGUAAUAUAAUGGAAUGGCUUUUUUUUAUUUAUAAUUUAUAUUUUAUUUUACUGUAAUCACCUA
This is a messenger RNA of Onthophagus taurus, 3569 nucleotides long. Its product is annotated as glutamic acid-rich protein. NCBI's taxonomy places the organism in Eukaryota, Metazoa, Arthropoda, Insecta, Coleoptera, Scarabaeidae. The record is from RefSeq and is a predicted model, not a curated record.